AUGGUACACUCGUCAGAAAAUUUUCAGAAUGAUUCGCCGCCAUCUUCUUUCUCGCUGGGUCUCUCAUCCUUCCAGACUUUACUUCAUGGUAACCCCUCCUAUCCCGCUCGCUUUUUGUCCGUUUCCCGCUCUCCCCUUGCUCUGCUGUCGGCUAGCCUGCCUUCGACAGACAGAAAAAAACUUGGACACAAGAGGGAUAUAGAGAUACAAACUGUAAAGAUUGUCAAGGAAUUCACCCAUUUGAUGUCAGUGGACCUCUAUUCAUUCUAUGAAGGACUAGAUGGAAAUCUCCAGAAACUGCUUCUGCUGUAUAGGUCAAGGCGUUUUGAUGGAAAUAAGGAAAUGAUGGCCUUGCUGGACAGUCUUGACAGGGAUCCAUCAAACCAAAGAAAAAGAACAGCUGUGUUGCUGGGUCUACCAUGUUGCAUGAAAGAGAAACUUUUCCCGCUCUUAAAGAUGUGUGAGCCAACAGACUGUGAAGAUGAUCUCAUCAAGGGAAUGCUGGCAGGAAUCCUUCUUGUCUUGGAAGAUGUGAGUGAACCACUUCCGUCCUCCUACCAGGAUGUUGCCAUUGUGCUUGAGGCAAACAUUGUGAUUCGUCACCUAUGUGAUCUACCCAGCGCUUUUAUGACACUGAUGGGACUGAUGUAUGUACUGAACUUGAACUAUCCCAAGGACCUAAAAUACACUUUUGAAGUAAUCCAGCGUCUUUUCUUGGGAAUUGGAAGCGACUCGUGCUCUGCUAGGGUCCAUUCCUUAAAAAAUACCCUUUUCAAAUGAAGUGACUCUGUUCAUAUGAACCAAGGACUGCUGUGUUUUUGUCCUUUGAAGAAAACCGUUCUUUCCCUUUCAGGUUGAGUUGAAGUUAAGAUACAAAUGUAAGCAUGGCAAGUUGUACAACUUAGGAAUAUUAUUGUAACUUGUUUCUUGGAGUUUCCCAUAAGGCAUUAUUGAAUGCUCAUAAAUCCAUAACAUUGAACUCAGAUGCUCUGUUUAAUGUAGUGUCUGUUUGCAUCUGUUUGCUAAAACAUCUGAAAUGAAACAAACCAGUAUGUAUAAAAAGUUCAGUUAAAUUUGUUAUUCUCAUAAAACAUUUCACUUUGGAGGAUUUCUUAGAGGUUUGGGUAGAAUACGAUAUUUUUAAACCAGAUAGUCAUACAGAAAUUAAGUGCACUAGUUUACUCAGGCAUUGUUACAGAAAUGCACAUCUUUCAAUGUGAAUGGUAAGUGUAUUUUCUGUGUUUGUUACUUGCUUAAAAUAUGUUUAAACAAGUAUGAAAAUAUUUAAAACCUUUAAAAAUGUCUAACAGGUUUUGUGUCUUAGAAAAACCUCAGAACAAAUUUGAUUUUGCUUUUCAGUAGUUAAUUUAUACAACAAUGUCUUCUUGUUAGAGGGUUUGUUUUUUCUCAUCACUGUCCUUGAGAAACAUUCAAAAGUAUAUUGGAAAAAAAAUUUUCAAAAGAAGUUAGAAAGAAAAGUAUUUUCUGUUUUUUAGUGGAAACUUGUAAAACAAUAUUUUUGCAUUUAUUUUUGAAAAAUGACCAGGUUUGAAUAAAAUCUUGUUCAUAAAA
Messenger RNA from Girardinichthys multiradiatus, 1572 nucleotides. RefSeq lists its product as uncharacterized. The transcript has 5 exons. Bases 1 to 780 code for a protein of 259 amino acids. Lineage: Eukaryota; Metazoa; Chordata; Actinopteri; Cyprinodontiformes; Goodeidae. The record is from RefSeq and is a predicted model, not a curated record.